AUGACGUUUGAAAAUUGCUUAAAAAAGUCUCUUCAAGGGCUUCAGGAAGGGGCGACCUUUGAGGUGUACGACAUUCGCUCUAAUUUGUACCAGUGCCCCAAACCAUUAAUCAAACAACAUGAAGGAGAAACAUUUUGUCGACAUUGCUUGAUCCUUGUCUCAACAGAAAAGAAGGGUUUUUUGUGUGGAUUAGAGAGUUACGAGUACGUAUUGAAAAAGGAUGGAGAAAAAGAUCAGCACAUUGUGUAUAUUUCCAAAGUCGACACAACAAGUCCGUUUCGCGGUUUGACAGGUCGUAUUGUUCAAUCGUAUAUUUCAAGUUUACCAGCUGGUAGUUCUAUAUAUGUAUUUGCUCGCGCACAACCACAAUAUCUUUUUGCAGAAUCAGCUGACAACCAAGCCAAGGCAGUCUUAAGUGAUCGUGAUCUCGUAUCAUGGUGGCUUCAUGUUUUAAACAAGGUGCCAGAGAAAAGUUCUGGUUGGUGGUCUGUUCCGGGGUUGGAUGAUGAAUCAAGUGCUUUGAUUGAGAUUGGAGCUAGAAAGCGAAGCUGGAAGGCUUCCGAUCACAUCAAUUGGAAAUAUGGCACAUCAUAUGAUCCGCAUUCCAAAGCGGAUUUAGUGAUACCUAGAUUUGAGGAUGAUGCAAAAUCUCGUUUAUUAAAAAGCAGCGUGACCGAGGAAAACUUAUCCGUCAAGGACUUUUGGAAUCUAUUAGCGUUUGGAGAAGAGUGCGGGUCUGGUAAGAUUGCAGGAUUCUUUCAAUUAGAAAAAGAGGAUGAUGGUACAACCUCAAGAGACAACACACCCGAUUUGAAAAAUAAAGAUUUUACACUCUUUUGGAAUAAAUUCAUGUCACUUGACUUUUCAAAUGAUGAAGCAAUUACAAAAUCAACAAAUAUCGCCAAAAGCGAUAUCAAUGAAAUAUUUCCAAAUUUAAAACCAAUUCAGAUCACUGUGAACACAAAGACGAAAGAUGAUACAAACAUUAUCAACGCCGAAAAAAGGCCUGCAAUUAAUAUGCUAUCAGGAAGUUUUAUAAAGCGAAAGAAGAUUUAA
Messenger RNA from Mucor mucedo, 1056 nucleotides. RefSeq names its product H3 K56 histone acetylation protein RTT109. NCBI's taxonomy places the organism in Eukaryota, Fungi, Mucoromycota, Mucoromycetes, Mucorales, Mucoraceae. The transcript has a single exon. The record is from RefSeq and is a predicted model, not a curated record. The coding region runs from base 1 to 1056 and encodes 351 amino acids. Gene Ontology annotation, biological process: DNA damage response. Gene Ontology annotation, molecular function: histone H3K56 acetyltransferase activity. Gene Ontology annotation, cellular component: nucleus.